This is a messenger RNA of Yamadazyma tenuis ATCC 10573, 2275 nucleotides long. Lineage: Eukaryota; Fungi; Ascomycota; Pichiomycetes; Serinales; Debaryomycetaceae. The record is from RefSeq and is a predicted model, not a curated record.
ACGACAACCCUAAAUGUUCACACGUAUUGUUAGAGAACAAGGUUGGCUCUCUCUUAGACUUUUGCCCAGGCGGUUCAAGUCACUGUUGGCCGUCACCCAGUAUGACCACAAGUACAUUACCGUCGCUUUUGACGAAAACAGCUCUGUCCAGUUCAGCAACGUGUUUUUGAGAGAUGCAUGCCCUUCCCCUGAAUCCAUAGAGGCCAGCUCCAGUCAGAAACUUUUCACCACCGGAAGCAUUAUUAAGGACUUGAAGAUCAAGUCUAAGCCCAAGGUUGUCACAGAUUCCCUUGGGAACGAAUGCUUACAAGUGGUCUGGAGUCAAAAUAAUAAGGAUCACAUCUCUGAGUAUCCGAGGAUGUUCUUGGAACACUAUGCUACCCGUUCUUCGAGAUUGGAGGGACAAUUCUUUGGCUACGAUAGAGUGUUUUGGGACAACGACAAGUACAGUAAGGUUUUUCCCGAGAUGAAUAUCAGUUAUCAUGAGUAUUUGAAUAACGAUUCUACGUUCUUCAAAGCGGUCAAAAGCUUGAAUCAGUACGGACUUGUAUUUGUCAACGGUGCUCCGGAUCUGGAUAUGUCUCAAAUCAUGACAGAGGAGAACACACAACAGUGGCCGGUUGCUAAGUUAGCAGAGAAGUUUGGUUACAUAAAGAAAACCUUCUACGGAACAUUGUUUGAUGUGAAAAAUAUCAAAGAUGCCAAAAACAUCGCUUAUACAAACGUAUUUUUACCCUUGCAUAUGGAUCUUUUGUACUAUGAGUCUCCACCUGGAUUGCAGCUCUUGCAUGCAAUUAAGAAUUCAACUUUGGGUGGUGAAAACAUCUUCUGUGAUUCUUUUCUUGCUGCCAAGCACAUUCGUGAAACCGACCCUUCAGCCUUUUUGGCUUUAACCCAAAUCCCACUCACCUACAAAUACGACAAUGACAAAGAGUUCUACUAUUAUCAAAGACCUUUGAUUGUGGAAGACGAAAUUUUUGACACACGAACCCACUACCCGUUCAUAAAAGAGGUCAACUACUCACCUCCUUUUCAAGGACCCUUCGAGUUGGGAAUUACUAGAACUGCAACCAUGGGAAGCUCUGCUGCUGAAAACGGUAACCAUUUCAUGUUCAACGACUUCAUUAGAGGCUUGAGUCUUUUUGAAGAUUUCAUUAAUGAUCCAGUCAACCAUUUUCAAAUCAAGCUUCCUGAGGGAACUUGUGUUGUUUUCGAUAACAGAAGAGUCUUACAUUCGAGAAACGAGUUCUCUGAUUCCAAUGGUGGUGAUAGGUGGUUAAUGGGAGCAUACGUUGACGGAGAUAGUUUUAGAUCGAAAUUAAGAAUAGCCCAUAAGAAAUCAGAUUAAUUUACAAUAUACUUAUUACUUUGACUAUAAUUUAAUACAAUAUACACGAUUUUUGUCAGGAGUUUUUUAGUAUCCAAAGCCUCCAUAAGCAGCUUGAGGAUUAACACCCGCAAGCCCUUGGCUUCUUUCAGUCAAGAUUCUGGCUUGACUUUUAUAGGUUUGUUUGAACCCGUUACAUAAACGAAGCAUGUUUGGAUACGAAAAGUCCUUCAAUCUGAAUCCAUCAGCUUCAGUCUUAACGUGCCAAGUAGUGAUGGGAGUGUUGACAUUGACUUUGAAAAGCAACAAGAACCAUCCAGGGGCUCUGUGAUCGUAACAAAACACAUAGGCACUACUCUUAGGAUUGGCCUUGGUGUAAGAGUUCAACCAUUCAUUCACUUCUGCCAAGGUACCUUCACGGAACUUUGGAUGACGAAUCAUCUCAUGGACCUUCUUGGCCAUAGAUUGAAUGUGUUGGAAAAUCAACUGGUCCAAAUCCCCGUAUCUUUUGUUUUCAACAACAUAUUCCUUUGCAGUACCCCGAAGUCUUUCUUCUACCACAAGAUGUUGGAAAAGGUUGGUUCCAACUUUCCAAGUGACAGUCAAAAACUGGGGACCCCUUGAAGACGGACGAAUUACACAGUCUCCAACAGAUUGAGGAGCCAAGUAUUCUUCAGCCUGUUUGUGGUUGAAGUUAUGGAACAAAGGAUGUUGAACGUGUCUUGUCUUUGCCUGCUUGAUUCUUUCUUUUGCAACCUCCUUUUGUUUAUCCGUCUCUUCUGCAUUUAUGUCCCAUUUGAGUGGAUCCUUAUGAACCUUUGGUUGCAAUGCUCUUUUGAUAUCUUGUUCUGCAAUGCUGAACAGAGCUUGAAAGUUUUCGUAGUAAGCUUCAAGUACAACCGCUUGUAAAACUUGCCCUUGUCCAACUUCAAAGUUUUGAGGAAUGGA